AUGGAGAAAGUGUGUCUCUCUUUGGGCUACUCUGAGCUCAGGAGUCUACAGAAAGAUGCCAUGAAGUCUUUUGUUGCAGCGCGUGAUGUAUUCGUAUCCUUGCCUACUAGGUUUGGUAAGAGUCUCAUCUAUGGGUGCCUGCCAUUACUUUUUGACAAGCUGAGAUGCAAACUGAUACCAUCAUCAAUUGUUAUUGUAAUUUGUCCUCUCGUUGCUCUGAUGAAGGAUCAAGUGGAAAAGUUUCAAUCCCUUGGCAUGAGAUCUGCAUAUGUUGGAGAUCAGUCUCUUGACUCAGCUGCUUUUUUAACUGGUGACAUAAAGUUAAUUUUUAUUAGUCAAGAGUCUUUAAAUAGAGGCUCAUUAUGGAGAGAUGUAGUUUGUAGUGAUGUUUACCAGCAGAAUGUAGUUGCUUUUGUCAUUGAUGAGGCACAUUUGGUGAAGAAUUGGGGCAUUAAUUUUUCUCCAGAUUUUAGUUGUUUAAGUGAGAUAUGA
Molecule: messenger RNA, 492 nt
Organism: Amphimedon queenslandica
Lineage: Eukaryota; Metazoa; Porifera; Demospongiae; Haplosclerida; Niphatidae
Product: ATP-dependent DNA helicase RecQ-like
Exons: 2
Coding region: 1-492 (163 amino acids)
Biological process (GO): double-strand break repair via homologous recombination
Cellular component (GO): cytoplasm; nucleus; chromosome
Molecular function (GO): four-way junction helicase activity; nucleic acid binding; ATP binding
Source: RefSeq, a predicted model, not a curated record